GAAGACAGGUGCUUGUUUACAAUAUGGCGGCGCACUGACAAGUGCGCUCGAACUUGCCAACAUGCGAAUUUGGUGAUGCCGACAUUAAACUCCGCAGUUAUGCUUGAUCAAGUAGUUCCAGUUACGUGUGCAUGACUGAAUUAAAUCAAUAAGAUUGCUUGUUGUAAAUGAUGGCUGACACUGAAAGUUUAUCUGUGUCAUCUGAGAGUUCCAUCAGUCAGACGACAAAAGACACAGGGGAGACAACUCAGACUGGCUCGGAUGGCACCAAUGUCCCACUAUCUGUUGUAGCACUGAACCAACAAGCUGGGUACUUUAGAGCUCAGCAGAAAAAACUUCCAGAGUUGCCGUCUCAGCGGUUCAAGCACAGUGUGUGGCAUGAGCUGCGAGACAGCAGCGUCAAGGGGGAUGAGCUGAAGGCUCCCCGAGUCAGGAAAGGUCCGGAUGGGAAGGAACGAACAUUCUAUGAGUUGCGUGAUGAGGAGGACAAUCUGAUCCACCACUCACUGACCGGUCGGGAGAGGACAAGAUACAGGGACCAGGCAGAGAACUGGGAAACAGCCAAGUUUGCCAGCAUUACUUACCAAGAGUUGCAGGACAAAUAUCAGAAGAAGAACAUGGAGCGGAUUCUUGGAAGGUUAAAGCAAGUUGUGCACCUCAACCUGAUGCAUAACGCCAUCACCAGUCUCAGCCACCACUCCUUCCCACAGUGCGAAUACUUGAACGUCAACAACAACUACAUGUACUCCAUGAAGAACCUGCCGUCCAUCCCGCGGAUCAAGCACCUGUUGGUUGUAGAUAACAACAUCGAGGACUUGCAGGGGCUGAAGAAACUCCGCUCAUCCAACCUGGAGGAGCUCUACCUCUCCGGCAACCCAGUCACAUUUAUAUCCGGCUACAGACAUAGAGUGUUUAAGAUCCUGCCCCAUCUGCGGGUCCUAGAUGGCAUCCCCCGCCUCAAGUCUGACGACGACUCCGAGCCAGAGGAGGAGAAGGAGAGCCCUCGAACCUGUGUCGUGUCCUAGACUGGGUGUCGAGUCCUAGACUGGGUGUCGAGUGCAAAGCAUCCUAAUGUCGGAGUGAGGGUGUUGUAGAGUAGGGAGUCGAGUGUCUGAUAUAUAUGGUGGUAAAUACUGGGAGAGACUUGGGGUGUAUGGGGUGGUCGGUUUAAGGGGGUAGAGGAAUGUGUGGGGAGGGAGUUACAAGGAUUAAAGAUGUAUUCCUAGGCAGUGUUUGAAAUAUAGAAGAUGCCAGGCUGCCAUCAGGACCCAUAGACUUUUGCAGGCCCUGACUAAACUCUUCUGACCCUCAUUUAAAAAAAUGCAGCUUAUUGUGACAAACAUAUCAACAUGUAACCCAUACAAGUGUGAAACUACGGGCCAGACUCUUUGCUGUCAUGGGCCUGCUGGCAGCCGCUUAUUUCGAACACUGGUCCUUGGAUAGGGUUAUAGAUGGAUAAUGGAUGGAUAGGGAAGUUGUUUUAAGGAUUAAGUAUUUUUGCUGCUGUUUAGGGAUUAAUUGUUGAGUCAGAGGAGGAUAAGGGUAGUCUUCUUAGGGUUUAGCAUGAGUUGUGGGUAGAAUGUUACAAGUGGGUUGUGUUGUAAUCAAGCAUUUGGUUUGAGGUUGUGGAUUACAGCUGCUCUGUGAGUGGUCAGGGAUUAAUUAGGUAGUUGUUGUUGGGGAUUAGAUUGUAGUUCUUUUGGAUUACACGUGACGGGAAAAUGUUAUCAGAAUGAAUCAGGUGCAAUGACCUUGGUGGGGUGGGGGGAAGGGGAGUUUAGGACCGAUAUGUUAAGGGUGUAUUAGACUUAUGUUGAUGAAGGGAUACAUUCAUGUUGGCUUGUACGGAUGUAAUGGUACAGGGAGUUGUCAUAUGGUACAUAUUUAUAUGUUUUAUUAUAACGUUUGUUUCCUAAAAAUCAUUACAAAACAGUAUAUUAGUGUGGCAGUAUUAAAGAAAUUCAAAUCAUAGCGUCACAUUCCUAAAAAUUGAAACUUGUAACAUAAUCACAGACAUAAUAGACAAAUAUAUAUGCAAGCCAUCACCUGGCAGUCAUGUAUCCCUGUGUCAGAGGUCGCUGAUUUACAUACCACUCAAAAGAAGUUUAGGACCGCCCAAUUCUUUCAUGACAGAUUCUCUACAGUCAUAUGAAAGAACUGGGAGGUCCUCACCUUGGUUUGGGUAGUAUAUGUUCAAAGUAAUAUUAGUCUCAUGAUACUCCCUAGGGAUCUGAGAAUGUGAUUUUAGAUCACACUGGUCUGUUGAUGGGAAUGUCUGGUCUUGGAGCACGCUCCGCUGUGCUGUGAAGUCGCUGUUAUGAUUUUAAUAUAUUUCUUGUUACUCUUCGUCUGCAAUCUGCACAGGCGUUGAUAGCGUCAGCGCCAUGUUUUGUUUUUGUUGUUUAGAUUAUGUGGCAAGACUGUGAUGUUAUCAAAUGCUGUGAUAAAGAACAAGUGACGAGAGAAGUCACAGACAUCAGCCUGGGUUGACAGUCCCUCUGCUGUUGUAGUCCUGAAUCUGUUUUGAAUACAACCCUGUUGUUUCUGAGUGCAAUGUCAUCUGCACCCAAAAUGGUGCGAUUUUUGUGGCAGAUUGAAGUUUCCGAAUUGAUGUCCUAAAUGAAAUGAAGCCAAAUAUUUUUUAGAAAGCCGACAUCUGCUUGGCUCAUUUAGAUAAGACAGUCAAAGUUCGCCAGAUGUGACCUUCAAUGGAUUGCCCUCAGAUCUUGACACAGAGAGUACCAUGUCAGAGUCUAAGGCCUGAUUUUAAUGAGAUUAUUUAAGCGCUGUGUUUUUUACAAUAACCUUGUUUGUUUCAUACUUGACCAGGAUCGAACAAAUAAAUAACAUCUUUACGAGCAGAAAAAAAGUAUAUACAUAGUGAAGAGGGGAAAGUGUAUCUCAUGUAUCUUGUGGAUGAAUAUAUACAUCAGGGUUGCUGCUGUAGACAAAUCUUAACAACCAGUGUGUGUGUAUGAUGGCUCUCUGGGCCCAGUUGGUUAAGGAGGGAGGAUUGUGUAGCACACGUCACAGUCCUGGUUUAUUUCCCUACACUUUCCCACAUGCUUCGAUGUUUAUGAAGUACUCAGCUUGUGUUUCAAGCACCUAAUUAGGAUAUAUCUUAUCUUAUUGUCUAAUACCUAUUGUAAAUGAGUGUGAGCUGAAAUCCUAGUACUUGACCAAUGUUAAAUGGUAUUGGAGCCUGGAAACUUUCCGGUCUUUUGACUGCAUAUGAAUACCUUUCGCAAUGCAUAUCUUAAUUUUAUGAAUCUCGGUAUUAAGAUUAAUUAAUCAGUAUGGAUCAAGAACAACUCCCAUUAAGUUAUGUCCACAAUCUGCUGAAAAGGCUGGCAACCA
Molecule: messenger RNA, 3357 nt
Organism: Haliotis rufescens (red abalone)
Lineage: Eukaryota; Metazoa; Mollusca; Gastropoda; Lepetellida; Haliotidae
Exons: 8
Coding region: 168-1025 (285 amino acids)
Molecular function (GO): protein binding
Source: RefSeq, a predicted model, not a curated record